ACGGUCCGGCAUCUGAUGCGGGCUGAUCAACGUCGUGCCAACACCGGCCCAACGAGGGUCACUUGCCAGAACGAGGAGGAGCACUUCGGCAGCAUUCCCAGGAAACCAUGCAGGACUUGCACGGAUUUCAAGACGUGGAUGAAGGUGCAGGGCGGUCAAAAGGGAAGCACAAAGGAUCAAAAGACGGCUACUGCUCCCGAGAAGAAGACCGCAAUGGCGCCACCUGACGGCCGCGUGGCGGCGCCACCGGCGGGCUGUCCUCUCGACAAGGACGAGCUGGGCCGCAGCACGUGGUCACUGCUACACACCACGGCCGCCCACUACCCGGAGACGCCGACUGUCGGCCAGCAGGACGAGAUGCGCCAGUUCGUCGGCCUGCUGGCCCGGCUGUACCCCUGCUCCUACUGCGCCGAGGACUUCCGGAAAGACUUGGCCGAGCACCCGCCGCAGCUGGAGAGCGGCUCCCGGCUGGCCCGCUGGCUCUGCGAGCGACACAACACCGUCAACCGCAAGCUGGGCAAGCCCGAGUUCGACUGUGACCUGGUGCACCAGAGGUGGCGUGAUGGCUGGCAGGAUGGAAGCUGCGGAUAGCUGUUUGCUGUGGGCGUACACCUUACCUCAGGAUCGAGCCAGUGUGAAACUUGAGUCAGGAUACGCUAUGAUCCCCGACAGAACUUGGCGCUUGUUCCCGUGGUCGGUUCUGCCAUGUUCCGUGUGUAUUUGAUUCACGUGAUUUUGUGACACUUGAACAGCACAUAGAGGUUGGCUGCAUACGCCAUUGUGGCAUCCUGGGGAACCGCCCAAUCAUGUGAGGCCACCCAGCUGCCUGGUGUAUGGCAAAGCUUGUUACUUGGUGUGAGCAGCUCUGUUACCGAUUUGGAGGUCUUUUAAUAAGGUGAUGUGACAAUGUGUGUUUUCUGCUGAUGCUACCCAGUUUUGCCAGUAAGUCGGCUGUUCGCAAAUUUGUAAGUUGCAAAAGCCGACCUAUAAUUCAGAUUUUGAUGUUGAAAGACAGCGUUUGGUCGUGGUUCCAGACGAGCCUUCGUACGGUGAUUUUCUGUGGUGAUACUCAUUCCAGUGUAAAUCACUUCCUGCUGUCAGCAGACUACGCGUCCCCACCUCAUCCUCCCUUCCCCACUGCGUCCGAGGGUGUCCCGGAGCGCCCGGUCCGGCUGUGACCCCCUGACCUCGCGUCCCCCGCCCCUUUCCCUACUGGUCCGACGCCGGGUAGGUCUUGGCACCGCCGGCGUCGGCCACGAGCCGUAUGAGGGGAAGACAAUACAUGCA
Messenger RNA from Pollicipes pollicipes, 1287 nucleotides. RefSeq names its product Evr1_Alr domain-containing protein Alr (gene Alr). The coding region runs from base 16 to 591 and encodes 191 amino acids. Gene Ontology annotation, cellular component: mitochondrion. NCBI's taxonomy places the organism in Eukaryota, Metazoa, Arthropoda, Thecostraca, Pollicipedomorpha, Pollicipedidae. Gene Ontology annotation, molecular function: flavin adenine dinucleotide binding; flavin-dependent sulfhydryl oxidase activity. The transcript has 5 exons. The record is from RefSeq and is a predicted model, not a curated record.